Molecule: messenger RNA, 453 nt
Organism: Talaromyces marneffei
Lineage: Eukaryota; Fungi; Ascomycota; Eurotiomycetes; Eurotiales; Trichocomaceae
Exons: 1
Coding region: 1-453 (150 amino acids)
Source: RefSeq, a predicted model, not a curated record
AUGCCUCCCACAAAACCAGCCAGUUUCAAUGGCAUACAUCAUCUCAAGCUCCCGGCAACUGACAUACGCAAAACCGAAGCGUUCUACACUCGAAUCUUCCCCUUUGAAUCUUGUCCCAAUCUAGACCACUACACUCGCGACGGUAAACUGUUCGCCGUGCUCCUGACAUACAAGUUGGCCGGCCUGAUGCUCGAAAUUCGCUACAACCCAGAACAGGCUAAGAUCCAACAAGGCUGGGACCCGGUGACAUGGAGUGUCGAUUCACGGAAGGAUCUGGAGGAAUGGGGUGUUUGGUUUGAUGCGAAUGGGGUCAGUCAUUCCAAGGUCCUUAAAGGGAUGAAGGGGUGGGUUAUGGCUGCUGAGGAUCCGGAUGGGAAGAUUGUGCGGCUCUAUACGACGGAGGAGCACGAAUGGACGACCGACGUUGACAGGGACGAGUACUGGUUGAAGUAG